This is a messenger RNA of Aspergillus novofumigatus IBT 16806, 406 nucleotides long. RefSeq lists its product as uncharacterized. The record is from RefSeq and is a predicted model, not a curated record. The transcript is spliced from 3 exons. The coding region runs from base 40 to 315 and encodes 91 amino acids. Lineage: Eukaryota; Fungi; Ascomycota; Eurotiomycetes; Eurotiales; Aspergillaceae.
CUGAUCAGCAAUUUCUCUUUGCUUAUACUGGCGUUGUUGAUGAGUACCUCGUCAUCGACGCCAAGUCCGGCGAGUGGUGCAUCACAGAUCACAGGAAAUCUGAUCUCGCCGCAAGAGGAACGAGUACGCUGGAAGGUCAAGCCUGUCAAGGACGACAGCGGGGCGUACUAUAUCUAUAGUGUCGCCUAUCCCGAGAAUGUAGUUGAUGUGCGAGCUGGAGGGACUGAUGAUGGGACCGCAAUAAUAACUUUUCCAAAACGACCCCCGGGCCAGAACCAGCAGUUCCUCUUGAGGAAAGCCACGGAGCAACCAUGAAGCACAAUUAUUGUCUGCAAGUCUGCUCAUCUAGCAAGUUGACCAAGUCUUUAUAUCUAUGUUUGGAACACAAGAUUUUCAUUGAAAUGAA